CCGAAGUAACCGAACCGGAACCAUAACCAAAUGUGAACUCUAAACAAAUGAGAACCAAUUUUUUUCGAUAUUUUAUGAUUCCUAGGUGGCUAGGUUUACUAUCUGAACAGAAAUAAAUCCGUAAAUAUUCGAACCGAAUCCGAAUCGAAAAUAGGUAAUAUAGUAAAUGGAUCUUCUAAUCCUUUAUCCGAACUACUCCAUAUCCGAAAUAGCCUAAAUGCCCAGAUUUUUUUAAAAAAAUAUCAAUAAACCCUUGACGGGAAUUCCAUUCUUAAAAAAUGAUAAGAGCACCAUUAACGCUGAGGGUAUCUUAAAAUUUUUUUUUCUUUUUUUUUUAUUUGAAAAAAAAUAAAGAAUUAUAAGCAAACUAAUCGCGUGCCGCUACGUGUCGAUGGGAUCCGCAAACAGUGGAAAAACCCCACAAAGAUCGAUCUUAGUUUGAUAUGUUUUGUGAUCGGUUUUUGCAAAAUUAACGGGCUCCACCAUUAAGAAACCCUCUUAAGGUGACCCUGUUAAUUAUGCUCUAAGAGUGCCAUAAUUUGAUUCUUGAUGUGAUAACUUGUCUACUGCAGUUUUGCAGCGACCAAGACUCCAGAAGACACAAAGGUUGACAGAAAAAAAAAAAAAAGACUCGAGAAGACUCUAGGGCAGGCUAUCGAGUACUUUUAACAUAUUAAAUGGGCCGUAAUCGUGGCCCACUUUACACCAUUCGAUCAGUGAUCCAUCUCCAGUUAAAUAAUCCUAAACCCUUACCUAAUCAUCUCAAAAUCUUGCGACCAGAGGUUUCUUGAAAGGGUUUAGUGAUCGCAGAAGAAGGGCCUUCAUCUUUCCACGCUCGACCUCCAAACAAAGACAAGAAGCUGUUUAUUAAAUUUCUUGUUUCUGGAGAUGAGUUCCUCUGAAACAUCUCACCUAGCCACCGCCAAAACAGCUCUCACGGCGGUCGCAUCGGUGGCAGCAGCCGCAAUGCUAGCUCGAACAGUGAUCCAAGACUACAUGCCAGCCGAGGUGCAUGACUUCAUCUCUUGUGGUAUCCGCAAAUGCUUCAGCCACUUCGGUUUUCAAAUGACAGUUGUGAUUGAAGAGUUUGGAGGCUUUGAAAACAACCAAAUGUUUGAAGCCGCAGAGGCUUACCUAGCCUCCAAGAUAUCUCCAUCCACUAGAAGAAUCAAAGUCAACAAACUUGAGAAACAUAGCAACUUCAGCGUGACGGUCGAACGCGACGAGGAAGUUGUGGAUACUUUCGACGGCGUGAAGCUGAGCUGGGUCCUCGUGUGCCUUCCCGUGAAGAAGAAGGAUUUUCGUAACCCUCGAGACCUGAACUCUACUUUGAAGUCAGAGGUGCGUUCUUACGAGCUCAGGUUCAACAAGAAGUUCAAGAAGAUGGUUCUUGAAUCUUACUUACCGUUUGUGGUGGAACAAGCUGCUCUGAUGAAGCAAAAGACUAAAACGCUUAAGAUCUUUACACUUGGUUCGUAUUCCGAGUGGACCUCUGUGACUCUCGACCAUCCUUCCACGUUUCAAACUCUUGCCAUGGAUCCGGAAGAAAAGAAGAACUUGGUAGAGGAUCUUGAUUGUUUUGUGCAGCGUAAAAGCUUUUACGGGAGAGUAGGGAAAGCUUGGAAGAGAGGGUACUUGUUGUAUGGUCCACCCGGUACAGGAAAGUCAAGCUUGAUCGCAGCCAUAGCUAAUCAUCUUAACUUUGAUAUCUAUGAUUUGGACUUGGCAUCGGUUAAGAGUAAUGCUGAGCUGCGUAUGUUACUGAUGUCUACUGCAAACCGUUCGGUUUUGGUUGUAGAAGAUAUUGAUUGUUCCAUCGAGUUUAAGGACCGGAGUGCUGAUGAGCCUAGUGAUCUUCUGGAUAAACCGGUCACACUUUCUGGUCUACUGAAUUUUGUGGACGGACUAUGGUCAAGUUGUGGUAACGAGCGGAUCAUAGUGUUCACGACUAACUACAGAGAAAGAUUGGAUCCGGCAUUGUUGAGGCCAGGACGUAUGGACGUGCACAUUCACAUGUCUUAUUGCACACCAGCUGGUUUUAAGGUUUUGGCUUCAAACUAUCUUGAGGUUGAAGAUCAUAUGCUUUUCGAGGAGAUUGAGGAACUUAUCCGGGAAAUAAAAGUUACACCAGCAGAGAUAGCUGAACAGUUGAUGAGGAACGACUCUGUGGAUCAAAUACUCCAUGGAUUGAUCGUGUUUUUAAGAGCCAAGAAAAUUGAAAAUGAUGUAAGAUAAGGCCAAAAGAUAAUAGUUACAUAGCUUAGAAGAAAACUCUCUCUUCAUCUCAGAGAUAUGUCAAUUAUCAUUUUAUUUUUCACUUAUUUAAAAAUGAUGAAUAGUUGUCCGGGCAAAUCUCUAAAAUAGCACAUUUCUAAGUUUAUAUCA
Brassica napus (rape) is the source of this 2385-nucleotide messenger RNA. RefSeq names its product AAA-ATPase At3g50940-like. The coding region runs from base 889 to 2235 and encodes 448 amino acids. The transcript has 3 exons. Gene Ontology annotation, molecular function: ATP hydrolysis activity; ATP binding. The record is from RefSeq and is a predicted model, not a curated record. NCBI's taxonomy places the organism in Eukaryota, Viridiplantae, Streptophyta, Magnoliopsida, Brassicales, Brassicaceae.